UACUCAUUCUACGUAACGGACGGCUGCAGCUACGUGAAGAGUGGGGGGCCGUGACCGAGCUACCUGUUCUGGGCUGUUCAGUGACGUCGCGGCCCGCAAAUAUCUUUGCGACCUGAAGGCGGAAACCAGACAAAGGCAGGCUGGGUGGAGGUGGCGGCCUUCAGGAGUCCCGGCCGGGUCGCAACCUCGGGUGCAGUUUACUUUUAAGGUGCAAUGAGAGCCUUCUAUGCUUUCUGUGCUGUUGUUUUGGUGUUUGGGAGUGUCUCUGAAGCCAAGUUUGAUGAUUUCGAGGAUGAGGAAGACUUGGUAGAGUAUGAUGAUAAUGAUUUCGCCGAGUUUGAGGAUGUCAUGGAAGAUGCUGUUACAGAAUCUCCUCAGCGGGUGAUAACCACGGAAGAUGACGAAGAUGAAACCACAGUAGAGUUGGAAGGGCAGGAUGAAAACCAAGAAGGAGAUUUUGAAGAUGCAGAUACUCAGGAGGGAGAUACUGAAAGUGAGCCAUAUGAUGAUGAAGAAUUUGAGGGUUAUGAAGACAAACCAGAUACCUCUUCCAGCAAAAAUAAAGAUCCAAUAACAAUUGUUGAUGUCCCUGCACACCUCCAGAACAGUUGGGAGAGUUAUUACCUAGAAAUUUUGAUGGUGACCGGUCUGCUGGCCUAUAUCAUGAACUACAUCAUUGGGAAGAAUAAAAACAGCCGACUCGCUCAGGCCUGGUUUAACUCUCACAGAGAGCUUUUGGAGAGCAAUUUUACCUUAGUGGGGGAUGAUGGAACUAACAAAGAAGCCACGAGCACAGGGAAGCUGAAUCAGGAGAAUGAGCACAUCUAUAACCUGUGGUGUUCCGGUCGAGUGUGCUGUGAGGGCAUGCUCAUCCAGCUGAGGUUCCUUAAGAGACAAGACUUGCUUAAUGUCCUGGCCCGGAUGAUGAGGCCAGUGAGCGAUCAAGUGCAAAUAAAAGUAACCAUGAAUGAUGAGGACAUGGACACAUAUGUGUUUGCUGUUGGCACUCGCAAAGCUUUGGUGCGACUGCAGAAAGAGAUGCAAGAUCUGAGUGAAUUUUGUAGUGAUAAACCUAAGUCUGGAGCAAAGUAUGGACUGCCAGACUCUUUGGCCAUUCUGUCAGAAAUGGGAGAAGUCACAGAGGGAAUGAUGGACACAAAGAUGGUUCACUUUCUUACACACUAUGCUGACAAGAUUGAAUCUGUUCAUUUUUCAGACCAGUUCUCUGGUCCAAAGAUUAUGCAAGAGGAAGGUCAGCCUUUAAAGCUGCCUGACACUAAGAGGACACUACUGUUUACAUUUAAUGUACCUGGCUCAGGUAACACGUACCCAAAGGAUAUGGAAGCUUUGCUACCCCUGAUGAAUAUGGUGAUUUAUUCUAUCGAUAAAGCCAAAAAGUUCCGACUCAACAGAGAAGGUAAACAAAAAGCAGAUAAGAACCGUGCCCGAGUGGAAGAGAACUUUUUGAAGCUGACACAUGUGCAGAGACAGGAGGCUGCACAGUCCCGGCGUGAGGAGAAGAAAAGAGCCGAGAAGGAGCGGAUCAUGAAUGAGGAGGACCCUGAGAAGCAGCGCAGGCUGGAGGAAGCUGCUUUGAGGAGAGAACAAAAGAAGUUAGAGAAGAAGCAAAUGAAAAUGAAACAAAUCAAAGUGAAAGCCAUGUAAAGCCAUCCCAGUGGUCUCGGUCCUUGCCACCUGAAAAGCACGAGUCCAUUUCUCCCCUUGAAGUUCACAUAUUUCUAGUGACUGAGAAAUCCUUAUUUCAUCCUCUCCUUUCCUGUUGGUUUGGAGUUCUGCAGCGGUUCUAGAUACAUUGGAAGAGUUCUUUCAGUUAUCUCCUUGCAGAUAAUCAAAUUAUUUUGAUUAUAAGAGGAAUGGUUACAAAAUAUGUGUCGUCUUAAAAUAUUUUUAAAUUAUAACCUGAAUCAUCAAUGCUUUACUUUGGUGUUUGAAGAACGAUCAUGAAAUUUCUAGAUAGGUUGUUGCUUUUGGUUUAAACUGGGAAAUUGAAAUAACUAUGGAGACUAACUGUAAACCAAGAUUCCAAGCAUAUCUAUUGGAAUUGCACAAUAAACAUUGCUUGUUUCCCGUGUCCCACAUUAAACUUGUGAAAAAAUGGAAUCUAGACCACUGUAUGUGAUGAUGAAUUUCAGAGGCCUAGAACAUAGUACAGUGUGUAUUUUGUGUGUGGGUGGUGCUGACGAUAUUAUUAUAGGAGCAAAUCUAGGUGUUGGAAUACUACAAGUUCAUGGAAGAUUCUAGCGGUAGGUAGUACAGGAGCAGUUUCUCCUUGCCUGAUACACGAGCCAAUGACAACGUGAGUGCAAUUUGAAGUCGUCGUAUGUUUAUUUUUCCUGAGUAAGAAAUGCAUGAAAACAUGAACUGCUUCACCUAACUCAGGUCAGCAGCAUUCAGAUCACUGGUCUCUGUGAGGUCACAAUGGUUUUCUUGGUUGCUGCAGCCUGAUAAGUGUUCAUGGAGAAGCUGGUCUCUGCCGUGUGAGUGUGCCUUUGCUUCUCCAUUUGCUUUUACCGAGUCCACAGGCCGGUAUGUACUUUUUUGAAACAAGUCACCAUCAAUAUGUACAAAUAUGCUUUUAAAAGGUGAGCUUUCUUAGGCGAUUCGGAGCUGUCUGCCUCAUGAGGGGAGAGGCCCCUCCAUCUGCAUAAGCAUUUGGCUUGUUGAGAUCUCUGCAUUUUAUAAAUGCUUCCUACUGAGAAAGCAUUUUUUAAGUCACUGCUUGUACCAGGUAGUUUUUGUUCGGGUUGGGAAGGGUUGGUUUUCUGUUGGGAGUGGGUGGUGGGUUUUUGUUGAUGUUCUCUGUGUUCUGACGCAGUAACAGUGAGUUACGGUGAAAACAGUGUGUGCUGUUGCCUUGAAAAUUAUAUGGAGUUUUUCACAUGGCUUUGUCUAGGUUAAUAGAAAUGUAUGCACUGGGAUAUACAAGUGUAAUGCUUUUUAACAGUUCACAAAUUUAAGUUAUUAAAAAUAACACAAAAUUGAAUGACUUUAAGACCAUAUGAUUCUAGACUUAACAUUGUUAUACAAAUCUUUAAAAUAUUUAGAAUCAAAAUUUAUGUGCUUAGUUAUCUUUUGAGUAAUAUAAGCUUUCUUAAAGUCCCAUACAUUUGGACCGUGGCAGCUAAUUUUGUAAUUUAAGCAUUCAUAUGAACUACCUAUAACAUAUUAAACUGAUUGACAAAA
Psammomys obesus (fat sand rat) is the source of this 3204-nucleotide messenger RNA. It is a transcript of the gene Ccdc47, whose product is annotated as coiled-coil domain containing 47. Gene Ontology annotation, biological process: endoplasmic reticulum calcium ion homeostasis. The record is from RefSeq and is a predicted model, not a curated record. Gene Ontology annotation, cellular component: endoplasmic reticulum. Gene Ontology annotation, molecular function: calcium ion binding. The transcript is spliced from 13 exons. The coding region runs from base 214 to 1665 and encodes 483 amino acids. Lineage: Eukaryota; Metazoa; Chordata; Mammalia; Rodentia; Muridae.